Messenger RNA from Osmerus eperlanus (European smelt), 3144 nucleotides. RefSeq names its product von Willebrand factor A domain containing 11 (gene vwa11). The transcript has 18 exons. The coding region runs from base 22 to 2814 and encodes 930 amino acids. Lineage: Eukaryota; Metazoa; Chordata; Actinopteri; Osmeriformes; Osmeridae. The record is from RefSeq and is a predicted model, not a curated record.
AACACAUUUGAGGAACCUGAGAUGUCUCUACUUGUGGGCGUGGCCUUCCUGGCUCUCGUCCUAUCAGACGGCGGGGUGCUGGCGUUCGCUCCGAUCGGGGGCGGGGCCUCCUCCCACGUCAGCAUCACAGGCACAGCGCUCCUGCAGAAGGUCACAGAGGUGUGUCGCGACGUCAUCGAGGACGGAGGGGACGACUUCAACCCCACGGGCCCCUCCCCUGAGGAGCUGGUGCGAGCAUGUCUGGGCCCGACCGCCACCGGAGAAGUGUCCGCUGCCAAGUUCCGCUCGGCGCUCAACCAGAUCUACGUCCAGAACGGGCUGGUGGACCGAGACUUCGCCAACAGCCCACAGCACCACUUCAACUCUGAGGCCUUCGCUGAGGGGCGUGCCCUAAUCACAGAGGGCUUGGCCAGCAUCAAGGCCAACAUCGCCAGCAAGAACUACCAGGCAGCCAGAGAGACUCUGGGCAGAGUCCUACACACACUACAGGACUUCUACAGUCACAGCAACUGGGUGGAGCUGGGGCACAAGGAACCCUAUCUCAACCUCAUCCGCCCGGACCUAGCCCUGGAGAACCUGGCAGGUGUGGACACCCCUACCUGCAGUGACUGCGCCAGUGGAACCUGUCCUAACCAGAUCCUGCCCAGCAUCCUGAAGGAGAAGAAGCUCACCUCAGGAUACAUGGGGAUCUUCUCUCCAGCCAAGCCUCCAGGUAAGUGCAGUCACGGCGGGGGAGCAGACCUCACAAGCACGACCAACCCUCGCGGCGGCAUCAACAAGGACGAGCGUCGCCCCGACAACGCUGACUUCCACGACAACGCCAUCGCCGUGGCGACCGCUGCCAGCCUCCAGCUGCUGGACAACAUCCGUAACGUUGUUGGCAACGGAGAAUACCUACGUCUGAUGGGUAUAGCCCGCUCCUCUGUGAUCGUGUUCGUCAUCGACACCACAGGCAGCAUGGCCAAUGACAUAGAGGAGGCACGCAGGGUCGUCUUCAACAUCAUCGACACCAAGAAGGGAACCCAGGAUGAGCCGUCUGAAUACAUCCUGGUGCCCUUCAACGACCCCGCAUUCGGGCCUCUGAUCAGGACCAUAAAUCCAGAUAUUAUGAAAGCAGAGAUCUCCAAGCUCAAAGCUGAUGGAGGUGGAGACACACCAGAGAUGUGCCUAUCAGGACUGCAGUUGGCCCUGACGGGCGCUCCAGGCUCCUCCCACAUCUAUGUGUUCACCGAUGCCGAGGCGAAAGACAUCGCUCUGAAGGACACCAUCGUAGCUCUCAUCAGGAGCACCAAGUCCACGGUGUCGUUCUUCAUGACGGGCAGUGGGAGAAGCCGGCGUGACCUGGGGCUCCGCGCUGGUUUUGAUGCCUACCGUGACCUGGCUCUGGCCUCAGGGGGGCAGGCCAUCCUGGUGUCCAAGAGCUCCCUGCCCCAGGCCACAGACAUCAUCCUCGACUCCUCCACAUCCGCACUGGUGACAGUUCUCCAGCGGGCGAGGAACCCAGGGAAGACAGAGACCUUCUCCUUCCUGCUGGACGCGUCUCUGACCAACAUCACCAUCUACAUCACUGGAACCUCUGUCCCCUUCAUCUUGAAGAACCCAGCAGGAGUGACCCAGAGCCAGGCAGAGGCCAGCGGGAAGCUGGGGAUGGUGUUUUCUGUGGGGAACCUCCAGCGCAUCCGCCUCAACCCCAACAAACUGGCGGGAGUCUGGGAGAUCAACGUCCAGUCCUCCAGCCCCUACACACUCAAGGUCACAGGCCAGAGCAUCAUCACCUUCAUCUAUGACUUUGUGGAGGCGUUCGAGGGUCCGCACCCAGGCUACGCUGUCAUCACUGGCCGCCCACAAGCAGGCAACCCUGCCAUGCUGUUGGUGUCGGUGAUGGGCAGGAAAGGGCCGGCGUCCGUCAAGGUGGGAGACGUCUCCAUGGUGACGGUGUCCGGGUCCGAGGUUGUCAGAGGGGAUCUGAAAGACGUGGGCAACGGAGACUUCCUGGUUACGGUAACCAAGGUGCCUGCAGGGGAGUUUGUGGUACUGUUGAACGGGACGGACGUGGAGUCGGCCAGCGAGUUCCAGAGGCAGUCCACCACCCAGAUGUCAGUCUCCACCGUCUCCAUCAAGGCUGUGAUUGACAGCUCAGUAGAGCCUGGCGAGGUGUUCUCCCUACCCUUCACAGUGGUAACCUCGGCAACCAGCGGCAGCUGCACCUUCUCUGUAAAGAACGACAGAGGAAUCCCCAUGGUGUUCCCAGCCAGCAUUCCCGUGUCGCCCGCAGGCGUGGCCACCAGCACCCUGACCGUCACCCCGCCCGCCAGCACGCCCUCGGGCACAGACGUGACCCUGACCCUGGAGGCCAAGGCUCCCGGCGGGGGGGACUCAAACUACGCUGUCCUCAGACUGUCCGUGGUCAAGAAGAUCACAGACUUCACCCCUCCCCAGUGCAAGUUGGUCAGCAUAGAGGCGGACCACUGCCCCUACAACUGCCCCACCGACACCACCCACCGCUGGGGGCUCUCCGCCAACAUCUCCGACGUCAACGGCACCGGCAUCAAGAGCCUCACCCUGCGCCAGGGCAACGGCAACCUCACCCACACCUCGCUUAGCGACCCCGUCGUCACGGCGACCUACAAUGCCUCCUGCUGCUCCCAGGUGUUCGAGCUGGUCAUCGUGGACAACGAGGGGAACGUGGGGAACUGUUUCCACUCCAUAGUGCGUUCUUCUGGCCCCGCCCCCCUGGCUCUGUCCCUCCCCCUGCUGGUGUGUCUGCUAGGCUCCGCCCUCACACCUCUGAGAGACUUCUUCCUGCUUCUGUAGGCCUGGGAUUGGCUAGCCGUUCUACUGACUUCGCCUUCACUGCCUCCCUAUUGGCCAGAAUGUGACAACAUCGAGUGCCUGGCGACCUCAAACUGCCAAAUAAAAAUGGUGGGGAAAUGCGAAAGAGAAAAGGGCACAUUUUUAUUCUCAAGCUUGCCAUCGUAAAUUUUGUUUGAAGUUUCUCCGUGGAGUGAUACUGUGUUACUAUCGCAAGUCAUACUGAAGUGUGUUCCUCGCCUACCUACCAAAGAAAUCGUCUCCACAAAAUGGAAUCUGUGAAUAAUCUGAAAGGAUUUAUUUGUCUUCAAAAUAAAGAUUUUUUUCAUCGUC